Molecule: messenger RNA, 8247 nt
Organism: Monascus purpureus
Lineage: Eukaryota; Fungi; Ascomycota; Eurotiomycetes; Eurotiales; Aspergillaceae
Source: the annotation of a GenBank genome assembly
UCCACCUCUCGGCUGUCACUCUCACGUCCUUCCAUCUGUAUAUCUAUCCGUUCUGUCAUUUGUGUAUCUGCUUUCUUUCUUUGCUUCCUUUCUAUUUUUCUUUUGGCUCUGAUUGUUUUGUUAUGUACUCUUCAUCGAAUUCUUUCCUGGGCGGCGCCAAUAGCGCUCGCCCGGGACUGGCUCCAUACAUGCAGCAACAGCCUACCUUCUCUCAAUUUCCUCAGCAGCAACUGUCCCAACCUCAGCAACAGCCUGGGUUUGCGCCACAGCCGACCGGAUAUCAGUCUCAAUUACCGGUACCUGGAGCUUCACAGCUUCAACCUCAGCCUACCGGACUCCCUGCCGGGCAAUUCAGGCCUCAAUUUACUGGCUUUCCCAGCGCGGUGCCAUCGCAGCAGCAGGGCUUCCAGCCUCCUGUCCAGCAGCCACAGUUCACGGGUUAUCCUCCCCAGAGCCAACCUCCGCCACAGCAGGUCCCUGCGACUACUGGGUUACCGUACCGCCCGGCCCCGAAGACCUCAUCCGAGAUGGCAGAUUCGUUCCGAUCUUCUGCUGGCACAAGUGCCCGCCCCCCCUCCAGCUCUGGUUCGAAAAUCCCGAACAUUAGACUCUCGUUCAUUACGUCCCAAGAUCAGGCCAAAUUCGAGCAGCUUUUCAAGUCGGCGGUCGGGGACAGUCAAACAAUGGACGGAGAAAAGGCCAAGGAACUCCUUUUACGGUCGAACCUUCCAGGGAGCGAUCUUUCCAAGAUAUGGGUGCUAUCGGAUACCACUAAAUCGGGGCAAUUAUUCUUUCCUGAGUUUGCUUUGGCCAUGUAUCUCUGUAACCUGAGACUGACGGGUAAGGAAAUCCCAACCUCUCUCCCCGAGAAGAUCAAAAAUGAGGUUUCAAGCAUGGUGGAUAUCAUUUCUUUUGGCGUUCCCGACACAAAUCCUGAGCCUGUGGUGAGGACGAACGUGCCGAAUUUUGAUGCUCCGCUCAUGGAGAAUAAGUUGGCUCCUCCGGCGCCCCAGCAGCCGCAACCACAACAGUCGACAAACUCACAGCUCCUCAGUCGGCUUGCUGCCCAACCCACCGGCUUUUACCCUCAGCCAACUGGUUUCCAGCCGGGCCAGGGUGCUCCUCCAGCUCAGAGUCUCGCACCGCAACCGACUGGCUUCCCGGCGCAGAGUGCGCCGCAGAUAAUGCAGACGCAACCGACUGGAUUUAUGACAAACCCCCAACCCACCGGUUACAGCGGGCCUCGUCCGCCACUCCCGCCCAUGCCAACCGGUUUCGGUUCUAACCUCACUCCAUCGCAGACAGGAUCGGCUCCGCUUGUUGCGCAGCCUACAGGCAUUCCGGGCCAGUGGGGUUUUGUGAAUGCUCCUUCAACAGGCUUACCUAACAUUGAGGCACUCAAACAGCAACUCAUGCCGCAACCUGGGCGCGAAGGAGGCUUUACAACGGCUGGUCUCUCGGGUAAUGCGACUAUUCCGUGGGCGAUUACGAAGGAAGAAAAGAGGAUCUAUGAUGAUCUCUUUAAGGCAUGGGAUGGCUUACGUAAAGGCUACAUUGGCGGUGAUACUGCCAUUGAAAUCAUGGGCCAAAGUGGCUUGGAUCGAAGCGACUUGGAGCGGAUUUGGACUCUAGCAGACCCCCACAACAGGGGAAGGCUGAACAUGGAUGAAUUUGCAGUGGCUAUGCAUUUGAUCUAUAGGAAGCUCAAUGGUUAUGCCAUUCCGGCCCGCUUGCCUCCAGAGCUUGUCCCUCCGUCUACAAGAAACUUGAACGAUUCAAUCGGAACAGUCAAAUCGCUCUUGUCACAAGAUGCCGAGCAUCGCAAGGCAUCUGGAGCAUUUCUGCAGCCUCAGAAAACUGGUGUUAGUUAUCUCAAAGAACACUCCUUCCGUGGAGGAGCAAGCUCUCCAGGCUUCGGCCGGAAGGAUGCGACCAUGUUUAAAAAUAACGACAAUGCUGCUGGAUACCGUUCGAGUGCGCGCCGUCGGGUAGGAAACAAUGGUCGAACUCCAUCCCCAAGCGCCUCUUCGCAAGCCUCGGAGGAAGAACAUUCUAUCGAGCAGCUAAAGAAAAAGAUACGGGAAACUAAGAUCCUGCUGGAUGCCGUAGAUUUUCAAGAUGCAGAUCGGGCGGAGGAGGAGGAGGCUCUGGAUCGUAGGGAUCGCCGGGAGACAGAAAGUCUUAUGGAUCGGAUCCGCCGCGUCCAGGAUGACAUUGAUACCCAUCCGAACGCAUCUUUCCGUCUUCUGGACAAUGGGGCAGAGCGAAGAUCGCUUCGCCGUCAACUUCAGUCCUACGAGGACCAAGUCCCGCAACUGGCUUCGGAUGUCCGCAGAGUUGAGAGAGAAAUUGCCGAGGCUAGGCUCUCACUCUUCCGCUUGAAAGAUGCCAAGGCCCACCCUACCAGUGCAUCGAACAUCAUCGGCACCGGUCCCGGCGGCACUAUCACAGAGGCGGACCGCAUCAAGGCCCGGGCCCGUGCAAGGAUGCAGGCCCGUGCAGCUGAGCUUGCUGGAAGACCAGUCCCAGUCUCGGAGGAUGACGAGAUGGCUGCCGCUCGUCGCUUGGAGGCCGAAAGUGUCACUGUCAAGGCAGAAAAAGAACGGAAUGACACUAUGACGCAUGAUGUAGAGGAAAGUGUCAGAGAAUUCGCUCGGAGUCUCGAAGAUAGCCUGAAAGGUGAAAGUGAGAAUUCAACUCGUGAGCACGAAAGGCGGCGGUGGGAAGAUGCUCUGGGUGUUGAGGAUGUGAUCCGCGAUUUCAUCUAUGAACUGAAACGCAAUGCUAGGACUGCACAUAUCCGUAAGGAGGAGGAAUCGAAAUCGUCGUCCACUCUCAGUGAGCAGCGUUCCGGACAUGAGUCCUCAUAUACUGAAGGUGCAGGCUCUCUACGGGUUUCUCAUACACCACAACCUACAAGCUCUACAGUCUCGCCAGCACCGUCUACGCCAUCCACCCAUGAAGAGCGUGUUGCAGCUGCAAGAGAACGUGCUCAGAAACGUAUCGCAGAGCGUAUGGCUGCUGCUGGUCUCAAGCCCCAGAACGGUUCGGAAGAAACUCUUCUUCAGCGUCAAGAGCGAGAGAGAAAGGAGCGAGAAGAAAGGCUAAGGCGAGCAGAGGAAGAAGAUAACAGGCGCGAGCAAGAGAGACAACGUCGUUUAGCCGAAGAACGUGGCUCUGCAAGCCCGUCCGCCGCUAAACCGAUUAGUAAAAAGCCACCGCCUCCUCCCUCACGAAAAGUUAGAACAGAUAGCUUCGGCCAGGCCGAUGCGAAGAAGGCAGAGGAAGAAGCUAGGGCAGAGCAGACGGCCCGAGAACAAGCUAUUAGGGAAGAGCAACAGGCACAAGAAGCUGAAAGGAAACGUUUAGAGGACGAAGCAAAACAACAAGAGGAGACCAUCCGGCGAGAGAAAAAGGCCCAAGAAGCCCGUCUCCGAGCGCUUGAAGAACAGGUCAGGCAAGGCAAGAUAAAAAAACAAGAGGAGAAACGGCGGAAAGAGGAGGCCCACCGACUGGCCAAAGAAAACGAAGCCAGACUUGCAGCUCAACGCAUUGAGCUCGAAGCGGCUAAGGAGCGAGAACGACAGCUUCAGAUUGAGUUGGAAGGUCUCAACGAGAGCUCUUCUUCGGACGAUGAAGGACCUGUCAAUAUUACCCCACAAGACAGCACGCCCACCCAGAGCCAGGUGCUUACAGCGACAACUGUUGUGUCUCCUCCAGUGCCGCCUUCGUCAGCCCCAACUCUUCCUGCAACCGCGGUGGAACAAGAGAGGGUACCUAGCCCGGGAGCGAGUUCACCGGCUAGCAGCCGCGCUGGUGCUUCGGGCCCUCCAGCAGAGACAGAAUCCAAGAAUCCUUACUUCAGGAAGAUGGCUCAAUCAACUGACAACCAGGCGAUACCAUCCCCAGCCUUGCCUACAACUGCUGUCAGCUCGCCCAAAUCUGAAGUACAAACUACAAACCCCUUCCAUCGCCUCGCACAGCAGGAGAGUGCCAGAUCCACAUUCACGGCAUCUCGCCCGCUCGAGCCCAAGUCUCGUGCGCGCCCGGAGGAAGAUGACUGGUCUGCGGCAGGUUCCGAGUUUGAUUCAUCUGACGAUGACGAUGACGACCGGGCUGGCGGAGGUAGUGCUAAGCAGUUGGCAAGCAUACUGUUUGGGACCAUGGCACCUCCACGACCUUUGAGUGCUAUGGAUGAUAAGUCCCCGUCAAAAUCAACGACUCCAGUACAAGAAAAUUUGGCUUCGCCGCCUGAGACUACUACGACCAACGGAGAACCACCGGCGCUUUCAGCUGCUACUUUUCACCCUCCUCCGCCUGCUCCUGCAGGAGUCCCUCCGCCACCGCCGCCUCCACCCCCAGUGGCUCCGGGCCCCCCACCGCUACCUGCUCCCCCCGCUCCUCCUUCAGGAAUUCCUCCACCGCCGCCACCAGCUCCAUCUGCAGUAGCUGGAGCGCCAAAUAGGAGUGCUUUAUUAGCCUCCAUCCAGGCAGGCACCGGACUGAGAAAGGUUCAGACAAAUGACCGAAGCACGAGCUCCUCUGCAGGGCGUGUUUUGGACUGAGGGAGAAGGGCGGUAUGCCACGCUAGGCUUGAUGGUAGAAACAUCCGGAUAAUAUGUGCAAGGGGGAUUGAAGAUAUUGGUUGUAUAAAAUAUCCGUUACAUUCUUCCCCCCUUUCUUGUCCCCUCUUUUUCUAUAGUACCCCAUAGCCAUUUGAAGUUCAUUUGAAUUGUAUGCAUAUGUGUAUACAUACAUGUAUACAGUAUGGAGUAUAUCACAAUCUAUAUCCCAGCAUUGGGUGCUAUUUGAGUAUUGUUGCAGUUACUCAUCUCCGCAAAAUUGAAAGUGAAGCUGUUGCUUUAAGAAUUGACAAACGGGCAAAAUAACAACAAUAAUAAUAAAUAAAUAAGCACUGAAAAAAGUAUUCCGUAGUAUGAGACAAAGACAUAUAUAUGCCGUUGUAAAUCAAAUCAAGUGACAACCUCAGCGACAACAUUACCCAAGGUGCUCACACCCCAUAAGGCGAUAAGGCCCCAGCCGAUUUUCCGGUCCAUCUUCCAUUUAUUCAAUGGAAUGACGACCAGUAAACUGACGAGGGUGAUUAAUAACGUGGCCCCACUGAUAACCAGAACCUUGGAAACAGUGAUUUCGUACGAUCCUCUGCUGGCACUAGGUGCUUCUAUGAUUUCCGGUCUCGGCGAGUUCCAGGUCAUAUAGAGACCACCGAUGCCGAUUCCCAGGAGGAUAUUCAACAUAGGGCCACCAAAGCAUGCGCUCAGGGCCAUGACGGGAUACCCUAGACGAGCGACGGUUACAUCCGCUACAAGGUCGCCCAGCGAAUUCCCAACGGCGAAUACAGUAAGUCCAAGGAGGGAGUCACUGAUAUUGAGAAUUACUCCAAUGGUCUUCAGGAGACUGACAACCUCAGUGGCUAUGGUGGCUAUCCAACAGAUAGAGACGACAAAACCGAGCAUGGAAAGGAAAGGGCGCCAUUCGCUUGGCAGAUGAGAGUGACGGCCAUGCCGCGUACCCACUAUGAGACCCGUGAAGCAUAGGAGUGAGAAGAGCAAAGAGCAGAGAGAGGGCAGCAGAAGAUUACGCGGUCUCAAGUCCGGAUCCACACUUGUCCAGCCGAUUACAGAAAUGAAAAAGGGCCCCGCAAAGAGCUGGAUGGAGAGAAGCCAUCGAUUCCAUUCCUUUGCACGGGGUUGUGCCGGCGGGGGUGAGAACUCUUGAGCGACGAGCGCUUCAGAGUCCCAGCAACUUCUUCCCGAAGAAGAGUGUCGGUGCGGUUUAUUGUUCGGGACCACUUCCCGAUGUUCAUUUUCCAAUGUGUCAUCGCAGGCUGUAAUAAAAGGACUGUCUUCUGGUAGUCUCACGAGAGGUGCCGGGUCUUCUCCGUUAUUGGCUGGAGUCACAACUACGGUAAUCGGGUUUGGGACAGCGUCAGGAGGUGGCGGUUCGAUGACUGGUAGUGUAAUCGUCAAGAGCAGCACGCUGGGUGCUGCAAUAGUACCCAAGAGCCGUUCCCAAAUGCUCUUGGAUGUCCAUCCAUAUAAGGAAGGGAAAAGCGUCGAGAGUAAUGAUUCAGGUGGGGGAAGGACCCUGUAAGGCCACCAUUUCACUGGAAUCCCCGACUGGCCAUCCUCUUCGCCAUAUCUGUCAUGUAUCUGAAGUAACUCCGUAGGGCUUGCAGCAGGUGGUAAGCGGAUACUUGGCGCCCGUGAGGAAACCGGACUUGGGGAAUCCUGGAAGGGGGGGAAGGGGAUAAUAGGGCUUUCCGGCUCAGAGUCUUGGUUUCCAGGAGACGGUGACACUGCCUGAGGCGACAAACCUAGCGGGGAACGAGGCAAAGCUGUUUCUGGCUGGUAGUCGGGAAUGCGGAAAGUGUCUGGAUGAGGUGGUGCAAGUAACUCCGGUGUCCGGGCACGCAUUGUUGACGGACGGCUUGAGCUUCGCGAUGGAUAUCUAGAUGAUAACGGCGACACUGUUGACCUGACUCGCUGACCAAUCUGAGCGGGCUCUAGUUGUGUGCUCUCCAGGCCUUCGAUGGGCUCUCUCGAAGACCGACCGACUGACUCAUGGGCUGGAUGCGUUGUGUUGCGAUUAAAAAGGUCUGUGUCUAGCUUUAGUCCUGCGACGUCAUUUGCAGAAACAGCUCUGGUUCGGGCAGAUGCCCAUGCGCUAUUCGGGGACAAGAAUCCCUCGGUUGACGGCCUUGUGGUAUGUGGAUGGGAUGCUACAGAACGAUUGUCCAGCUGAUAGGAAGGCAGAGUAUCGAAAUCAUCCGAGUAGUCGCGGAAAUUAACUGGGAAGUGUUGAUGAGGAGUGUUCCUCGAUUUCAUAAGAGACGAAAGCACGGAUUGGAAUUCAAGGGCGCCAACUAAGCUCGGUCUGAUGGGAUUGAACGUGUUGCGUCUCCUGGAAGUAACAGGGCGCGAAACACGCAUGUUAUCUCGGAUCUCGGCCAGAUAUCGAUUGCGAGUCUCAUCGUCCUCUUCGUCUUUCCAGACUGGUACUUCGGGAUGCUCUAAAUCAUUGAAAUCCUCAGUAGACGCGCCGUGCAGGAGACUCCUUGACUCGGCAACUUCGGGGUCGUCAUCUUCUUGUACUUCGUCAAUAUCAAGCUCCUGGUUUUCUGGGAUAUGAAAAUGAGUUCGUGCUGCGACAUUCCUUUCGUACGCUCUGCGCCGGCGUACACGGUACCAAUGCCAGGUGACGACGGUAACGACGUAGAAGCAGUACAGACCAACCAUUGCUGCAGAUUCCCAAGUGUUCAGUCGACCAUCUGCUAGUACAAUCAUACUGAAGGCCACGGCGAUCACGAAAUAUCCCACGUCGCGAACAAAGCUCCUUCGAGCCACCCUGAAUGGUUGGAUCAGAGCCAUGGAACCCGCGACAACAGAGGUGAUAAAGCCCGCAGCCCCAAUAAGUUCACCGAUAGCUAAACUACCACUGUUCGACCUCAUGGCGGCCAAUGUUGAGAAGACAUCUGGACUUCCAUUUCCAAAUGCCAGGAAUGUAACCCCCGUCAGAUUCUCACUCAUCCCUAGGAUACUGGCCAAAGUGCUCAGGUUGAUACAUAGGAAGUCACUGGCCGCAAUCCCAAUCGUACUGAAUAAUAGAGACAACCAAGCGAUAAUGAUGAUGAAUGCAAGCGGUUUGGCGUGUGCAAGAGUGCAGUAAUAGAACUGAAGGUAUGAGAACAGCCCGUCGUCAUGGUCAGGGCAGUUGAUACGAACGAAGGAACACUGGUCUUUCGCAUUGCGAACAAGAUGGCACUAGAAGUUUAAAGUGUCAGGCCAUUAAAAGUCACUGGAGAUAGCAUAAGGCAAACAUUGGCCGCAAAUACCUGUCCUACUACACUUUUUUCGAGCAGAGGCGACGAAUCUGGGAGGCUACGUCGCAGGAGUUUCGGUGUAGCAGCGAUAUAAGGCCAAUUUUCCAACCUCUCAAACGCAAGACUGGCAAUUGCGAGAAGUGUGAAGAUCAGGAGAGAGAGAUAGAAUGGCUGAAUGGAGUAUCGACGCCUUUGGCGGGCUGGAGUCUGCGGAAGGAGCAUGACGUUGUCGCGGCAUACUGUUCAGCCGGAGAGGACAACCAGCGUGAAUCAAUUUAAGCCAUCAAUGCAUGCGUCUGGGGAAUAUUCCAAUAAAUUAUAUAGUGCUCCUAAUGUAAUUUUGAAUAAGGAGGAGCGGCCGAGAGACGCUGGGAAGGAUAGACGAGAUGAAUAGGGAGUGACAU